AUGGGUCAAAGUGCGUCAUGGCUUUCGGCACCUUUGGCCAAAGAGCUGCUGGAGGAGCUGCGACAGUUUUCCCUGCAGGCACCCGGCAGCUUUUGGGACAGCAGCCCCGUGUCAGCACGCUUUCGGUGGGCAGUGAACAUCAACGACUGGAAGCCCCGCGGAGGAUCCGAUGGCGAGGAAUUCCGGUUACUGUUGUCCUUGUUGAAGCCUGAAGAGCAAGAGUCGAUCCUGUCCUACAGAGCUUUGCCAGACCGCAAGCGAACUUUGCUGGGUCGUUUGCUGGGGCUCCGGGCAUGCGCCCAGGCCUUGGGCCAAUCAGACUUUGCUGGUAUCCAAAUUGGCCGCACAAAGGGAAAGAAGCCUUUUCUGCUGUCGCCAUUGCCGACAACAUUGCCGAAUUUCAACUUCAAUGUUUCCCACGAUGGCAACUGGGUCGUCUUAGCGAGCGACCCCAUCUUCCUUGUCGGUGCUGAUGUUUCCGCACCGCAGCAAGAGCGUGGAGAGCGAGAGGACGAGACUUGGUACCAGGAUUUGCAGUCCGUGCUGACUGACGCAGAGCGGGAAUGCAUCAAGAGCAGUUCGAGCGCAGUGCGAUACGCCACCUUCCAGCGGAUUUGGUCUGCGAAAGAGGCCGUGUCCAAGGCAGUUGGACAGGGGCUGGCAUUCGGGCUUGAACGGAUGGAGGUGCAGCUACCUGGAGCCCAUCAAGAGAACUUGGGCAACUUGGUUCUCACGGCGCUGGGGAUCACAAGGUCCGAGACAACGGAGCCCAGCGCCAAAAAAGGUCGCAUCAAGUUUUCGUCUCUUCUGGACAGCCUGCAGAGCAAGAGCGGCUCGGGCCCCGAGCAAGGGCCGGCCGUGGCGACCCAAGAGGAGAGAGCAGAAGCGGUGCCGACGCUGAUGCAGCGAGUGGAAAUUCAUAUCGACGGCUGGCCUCGUGCAGACUGGACGGUGUACCAAGAGGAGCUUCGGGGCUCCUGGAUCUCCAUGGCGAUUGGUCCGGUGAACGAGGCCGUCGAUGCAAAUGGGACGUUCCGGGCUACCUUCAGACUACCUGGGCUGGGUGGACCUUCGGACCUCGAGGCCCUGCAAGACAAGUUGGACGUGAAGCCGACCUCCGCCAGCUCUGGCCCGUGGAUUCCGCACGACAAAGGAUUCCAGAUCCUCCCGGUGGAAGCUCUCCUUCCGCAGGAGGCGAAAGAGCAGCUCGCAAUCCUCCGGGGUCGAGAUGUGGCACUGGCAGCAGGAAAGGAGCGAAAGCGACUGAUCGUCGAUGAGGUGAAGGCAGAGAAAUCCACAGCAGCUAUUGCAGCAGACUGUGAGCUGAUGGCGCAGCUCGAAGCCAAAUCAGUGAUUGACAUCAUCGAUGACAUGGGUCUUGCCGGCGGUGGCCCGAAAACUUACAUGGGCUCCACCACAGAUCAGGGAAUGGCAUCCUUCUCGAGUAAGUCUCUCCUAGCGCUCGGUGACAACAUUGACAUUUCCGGAAAGGGUGUUGCAUUCACCUGCCGAAAGGGUCUGAAGCCAGAGAGUCCAAAUCAAGAUUCCUGGUGUUUAGUGAAGAUGGACACCUUCUCCAUCUUCGCAGUCUUUGACGGCCAUGGCCAGAAGGGCCACGACAUCUCACAGUUCGCGAAGGAUUUUCUACCGAAAAUCAUCCUGAAGGACCCGAGGUCGAAAUCACCCGAAGUCGGCGCUUGUCUUGUCGAUUCCUUCAAGAAGGUUCAGAAGCUUGUCAUGGCCGCAGAUCAGACCAAACGUCUGAGCGCGCAGAUGUCCGGCACCACAGCCACUGUUUGCUUCCUCGAUCAUCUGCAUGAGAAGCUGACGAUUGCUCACGUGGCGGACAGCACUGCUGCCUUUGGGGUCAAGAAAGGUGGCAAGUGGAUCGGUACGUCCUUGACCAAAGACCACAAGCCGAACGUGAAGGGUGAGCGCGAGCGAAUAGAAAAGAAGGGUGGGACGAUCGUCUAUGAUGGCUACACAAACCAUCGAAUUUAUGCAAAAAACUCUCGAUAUCCCGGUCUCAAUAUGUCGCGAUGUUUGGGUGAUAUCAUUGGUCAUCAAGAGUGUGGGGUCACCGCUGAGCCAGAGAUCACGCGGGUGGAGCUGCAGACCGGGACAGAGCAGCUACUGCUUGUCUGCAGCGAUGGUGUGUGGGAGUUCAUAACUGCACAGGAGGCCGUCGAUCUCGUCAGCACGCGGCCAGCAGAAGAGAGCGAGCAAGCAGCUGGACUGCUGGCCAAAGAAGCUUGGGAUCGCUGGAUCCGCGAAGAGGGUGGUGCGGUUGUGGACGAUAUCACGGUGGGCCUGGUGCACAUUGGCAAGGUGAGCGGCCUGUGCUGGCAGAAGCCUUGGGAGGAUCCUUCCAAGGCCAAGCGUAGCUGGAACAGCUACGCAGCCAAAUGUUGGCUCCUGCAACAUUGUCCCUCCACCUUGGCCUUGUUGUUUGUCGUCCUCGUGCUGUGCAUCAGUACAGCUGCCAGCCAAAAGGCUGCAGAGGGAGCACGGGUGCGCUACAAAAAAGACCCCAGACCGGCCACUGCCUGCAGAUGCUCGUGUGGAAUGGCCCUCCUGCUCAUACAGGGAAUCCCCGAGCAGCUGCAUGUGCCGGAUCUGCGGGCUUUCUUCAAGCCAGCAGUUGAGGGCGACCUCUUCUCGUGCUUCCAUUUUCGGCGACGACAGGGCGCCACCCGUGCCACAGCGGCUGGCGGCUUGACCUGCUUGGCGCGUGCGGUCAGCCAGGAUGCUGCAGCCAAGAUCAUAUCCGGCUAUCAUGGUGUGCCUUGGAAGGUUUUGGUGGAUGCAGCUGUGCCUCGUGCCUCUCGGUGCCUCAUCUCUGAAGCCCCGGCCCAAAGCAAGCAGACCGAUGUCUGGGAGCUGCAUCCGCCGCCGGCUCUCCCCAAGGGAAAUGUUGGCACAAGCCGCUCCGCGAUUCUGUCCGAGAUACGUAGCUGCAGACUGCCAGCUUCGGUGGUGAAGAGGCUCGGGAUUGGCCCGUCGUGCCGUGUGCGAAGCACACGAGACUUUGCGGCUAUUCCUCCCCCGCUGGCCUGGCAGGCGCAGGAGCCCUCUCAGCAACCCAAGGAGUCCCAAGGCCAUAAUCACGUGCCUUCGAACGCCUCCUUCGCCACGGCCAUCUUCGCACGCAGCCGGGAACGCCGGCUUGGUCAAACGGAGCCGCCAAGGCGCCCACAAAGGCCGAGGGAGCCAGCCACGGCUCACAAGGCCGCGGAGGACGCUCACAAGCACAAGCCGCAGCCACCGAAACCGCCUGGCGGAAAAGCCUCGAAGCUCCGCCCUCGCAUGAUGUGUGCCGUGCACGAUGACGACAGCAGCAGUGGUGGCUCUCAGGACAUCGAAGGACGUCACCUCCCACGGCCGCUAGACGGUGACGAUCAUUUCGAUGAGCCGAUAGAGAAGGCACCCCACUACGAGCGGAGUGACCGGCUUGACUCAGCAGCAGGAUACCUUUACGAGGACACCGUGGAGCACAUCUGGGACAAGCAAGAUGCAUCUGGUUUGGUGUGGUACACAGACGCGGCCUACUGGGAUAGAUUGGCCGGAGAUCUGGAUGAGCGAUGUGCAGAUGGCUGGGACGUCGAGAGUGAGCCGCGUGAGGUUUCGAGCGACGACGACGUGGCGACCAUACCGCCCUCUGUAGAGCAGGGUGCCGGGUUGGAGGCAGUGCAGCGUGGCGUCGCAGGAAAGAUCAUGCGGUCUUGGGGUGCCGACCCGUCAGUCAAAAGGCCCAGCAGCACGUUACUGGCUGUCGUCGAAGGUCUUCAGCCAAACAUGUCGCGCACCGGUCUAGGCUGGGCAGGCGAGAGGUCGCGCAGAAAGCCUUCUCCUGGCCCGCAAGAAGACUGGCUGCGCAUAGGCUCCAUCUACGACCAGAAAGGUCGCCAAGAUCAUGACGGUCUAAAGUUCCGGAAAGGCUCUGGUGGAAAGCCGUUGCCGGGGUUUUUCGCUGCAGCGUCAGCUCUUGGAGAAGACCGGCGGCGGCGCCUGACCUUUGUACCCGCACAGCAGGCUGAAAAGAACGACAUGCCGAACACUGGCGACGCGAUUCCGGAUUUCAGUCUUCGCGACCAUCUUGGAAACGAGGUGUCGCUAAAGACCCUCAAGGACUCAGGAAAGAAGACCUUGAUUUGGUUCUACCCGAAGGCGAGCUGGGACAGCCCACAUGAUUUCGAACAUCGAAGACAAUGUUCUCGAAGUUCACUUGGCAGGCAGACACCCCGGGCUGAACGGCUGAGGGGCAAGGCUUCCAAUCCUUGCUUGAUAAGUACGCUGAGAAGAACAUCAACAUUAUGGGAGGCGUGGGCGUGGGCGCGUCGGAGUGAGAAGCAGUCAAGCUCAUGGGGCAACUCGCGAUCCCUGCGCGAUGCGGCCCGUAACAUGCUGCUUUCGGUGUCGUGGCACUGCUGCUACCAUGCACAAGUGCAUGUAUGCGCCAUAUACUGUUUCUGCCCGAGUCUAAGUCCGUCAGGAUCGGAACGUGUAAUCGAAAGCGGACAUGCCGGUUGA
This is a messenger RNA of Symbiodinium necroappetens, 4530 nucleotides long. The record is from the annotation of a GenBank genome assembly. Lineage: Eukaryota; Dinophyceae; Suessiales; Symbiodiniaceae.